Molecule: messenger RNA, 1881 nt
Organism: Glycine soja
Lineage: Eukaryota; Viridiplantae; Streptophyta; Magnoliopsida; Fabales; Fabaceae
Product: transcription repressor OFP1-like
Exons: 1
Coding region: 150-1316 (388 amino acids)
Biological process (GO): negative regulation of DNA-templated transcription
Molecular function (GO): DNA binding
Source: RefSeq, a predicted model, not a curated record
AGUGCCAAACCAAAACACAAUCAUGGACUUACCUGAAGUCUCAUCCUUCAUUCAUCAUAGAGAGAACUAGAAAGUAGAAACCACACAACUUCUUCAGGACCUUCACAAACAUAGAGAAAGGAAGAGAGAAACUCAGAUACUAAGAGGGGAUGGGUAACUAUAGGUUCAAAUUAUCAGAUAUAAUCCCCAAUGCCUGGUUUUACAAACUCAAGGACAUGGGAAAAACAAGAAAGCAAACCCAAACAACUAAUUCCAGGAAGAAAAAGCAACCUUCACCAGUCUCAACCACAAAACCAUCAAAACCAAAGCAACCCCACCAAUACAAUCUCAGAAAGUCUUACUAUUUCACUAGGGAGCUUACCCCAAAUGAUAGAAUCUACUCCUCACCAACACCAACAAAUAACCAAAAUGCCAAAGACAACAAUUCCCCUGAACCCCCCAGAAAAUCAUCCAAACAAAGACUGAAGAAAAGAACUUCAAGGACUUCUUCACCUAAGCUUCUUGUUGUCUCUAACAAUAACAACUCCUCCUCAUCACCACAUGAUAAUAGCUCUACUGAAUCUUCAGAGCACCCUGACCCAGAAUUCAGAACAGACCGUGUUCUUCCAACCGAGUCAUUCGAUGAAACGGUUCCUUGGGCAAACUCUUGUGCCUGCAGGGUACACUCCAACACCAAGGACAUCAUCAUUGAUAUUGACAACAAUUCCAUAGCCAGAAAAGAUGAUAAGCUAGAAGGAUAUGAUUAUGAAUGUGAUUCCUUCUCAGACCUUGUGCUUCCACCAAUUGUGACAAAGCCUGCAAAAUUCAAUGACUUGCUCAGUGAUGCCAAGAAGAAAGAAACCAAAACCAGAAGCAAGAUGGCUGCACAUGAAGAAGAACCAAACCUCAAUAAGGGCCCUCUGAGGGUUAAAAUUGUGAAGGAAGACACUGCAUCAAUGAAGGGACAGAAGAACAACUAUGGAAGGAGAUUCUCUGUGAGUUCUCCUGGAGUGAGGCUUCGGAUGAAUUCUCCGCGAAUCGCCAGCCGGAGAGUUCAGGCAAACGGCCGGAGAAGCGUGUCCUCGGCCGCCGCCGCCGCCGCCGCCGCCGCCCGGAGAAGCCUCUCCGAUAGCUUUGCAGUUGUGAAGUCAUCACUGAAUCCACAGAGGGAUUUCAGAGAAUCAAUGGUGGAGAUGAUUGUGCAGAACAACAUAAGGACAUCAAAGGAUUUGGAGGAUCUUCUAGCUUGCUACCUUUCUUUGAAUUCAGAUGAGUAUCAUGAUCUCAUUAUCAAAGUGUUCAAGCAAAUAUGGUUUGAUUUAACUGAUAACAAUUAGUAGAACAAGUUAAGUAACAACCAAUUGAGAUUUGAGACCAUUCUAAAUGAGUUUCUCAAGUUUCUGUUUCUUACACAACUUAUGUUCACAUGUAAGUAAUAUUAAUUAGCUCAAAAAAAAGUAAGUAAUAUUAAUAUCUUGGUUUAAUUAGUUUAAUAUAUAGACCUUAGUGUUUAGCCAAUAUUUGAGCAUGACAGUGUCCAAGAUGUUUCCAUUUUUUUCGAAUGGAUAAACGAAAUUGAAUGCAGAAACGCAUCCUCUCAGAGGUUUUGUGAUGGGAUUGAACCACUAUAGAAGGAAAUUUACUCUGCUAAGGCUAAUAAAAUGGGUUUGAGGAAUUUUUGUUGGUUAGGGAAUAAUUCAAUUAACUUAAUUGUGAACUGCAGAAUUCAGAUUACAUAUGUAUGACACAACAAUAGUGUCAAUUGACAUGCAAACGAGUAAAAUGUUUUUUUUCUUUCAAACACGAGCUUUAUUUGGAAUUUUGGACCAUUUUUCUGUGUUUAGAAAGGCAGAAAAGUUUGCCACAAACGGGGCAUUGUAUUGUAAUACUAGUUUUCUGUCA